UUUGUCUUGGGGGAUCUACCCCUGGCAAUUUUCCAUAUCUCUUUGAUCUUGAAAUGUUCCCCGAUAUUGCAGAAUAUAUGCAUGUACUAAUGUUAUUGAUUGGAUCACGCGUUAUGUUAUUACUCGUUCUAUACGCAUACGAGGCAUCAAAGUUGAAAGAUAUCCGCUUAAACUGGAAGUUUAAAAAAAAAAAACCUGUUUAAACAUGGCGAGCGUCAAGAGCCCGGUCAAAAUUGACAAUUUUCUGCAGUUUUCUGCAAAGACUCUACAGGGGGAAAAGAUUAAUUUCACUCGGUAUGAGGGGAAGGUGAUUCUCGUGGUUAAUGUGGCUUCCCUCUGAGACACCACGAAGAGGGACUACCCGAUGAUGAACGAGCUCGCCGAAAAGUUCGCUGGCAAGCUUGUGGUUCUCGGGUUUCCCUCUAACCAAUUUGGGCACCAGGAGAACGGCAAUGGAGUAGAAAUUUUGAACACUUUGAAAUAUGUUCGACCAGGGAAUGGAUUCGAACCAAAGUUUCCGAUCUUCGAAAAGCUAGAGGUGAAUGGAGAAAACUCCCAUCCUAUCUUCAAAUUUCUCAAAGACAGACUUCCUAUGCCUUGUGAUGAUGCCACUUCUUUUAUGACUAACGCCAGUAAGAUUUUAUGGGCUCCCGUGACUAGAAACGAUAUUGCAUGGAACUUCGAAAAAUUUCUCAUCACCCCGGAUGGCAAACCGCAUCGGCGAUACAGCAGACACUACCUUAUGACUAACAUACAGAGUGAAAUUAAAAAACUUAUAGACGAGUAUAAGGUUAAAUAACUGUUUCUCCAAAUCCAUGUGUCAUUAGAUUUAUUUUACUUAUACAUACUGCAUGUCAAGGUGAAACGAGAAUUUGUAAAUGUGUAAAGGCGUGUAUCAAUGAUUAUUCUCCUAUAAAGCCCGGUUUACACGGGGUUGGAAGGAUAGGAUAUACAAGAACACCCCCUUUACCCAUGUAGAUUUUCUUGUUGCCAUGUUAAAUUUGUUUCAUACAAUUGCAAUCAUUAAACAGAUACUUUUGAAACAUUGA
Molecule: messenger RNA, 1049 nt
Organism: Ostrea edulis (European flat oyster)
Lineage: Eukaryota; Metazoa; Mollusca; Bivalvia; Ostreida; Ostreidae
Product: glutathione peroxidase 2-like
Exons: 2
Biological process (GO): response to oxidative stress
Molecular function (GO): glutathione peroxidase activity
Source: RefSeq, a predicted model, not a curated record